AUGUCUCAGGUCGAAAUCUUACCCGCCUCGUGCCCCAUCGAUAUAUCUAACACAUUUACAUUUUCGGACCCUUUCUCUUAUCAUGAAGGCGCCUCUUGGUCCUCCAACUUUCUAGCUCACGAAUUGCUAUCCUCGUCGCCAUUGAUUCACACUACCCCCGAGUCGUCUUCUGCGGAGAAUCAGGACAAUGAUGAAACCAUCUUCUCUUCUCUGCCUCCCCUAUUCCGAGGACAUCCAGAAAUACACCUCAGGAACGGGAUUAUGAAGGCUUCCCGCCAGGCGGCCGCAAAUGAGACCGACGCCGAAAGUGCUUUCUUUGUGGCGGAUCUCAGCCAGGUGUACAGGCAACAUGAAAGGUGGCGCCAACAUUUACCAGGAAUUGAACCACACUAUGCUAUCAAGUGCAACCCCGAUCCAUAUGUUUUGAGGCUUCUCGCUGCUUUAGGCGCAGGAUUCGACUGUGCUUCGAACGGUGAAAUAUCCCAAGUCCUCGACAUCGGCGGUAUUGAUCCUUCCAGGAUCAUUUUCGCCAACCCUUGCAAGGCAACCUCCUUUGUCAGGAGUGCUGCAAAGGCAGGAGUAGACAAAAUGACAUUCGACAACGUCGACGAGCUCUACAAAAUCGCGCGCGUCCAUCCCAAGGCGGAACUGAUCGUGCGUAUUCUUGCAGACGACUCUAAAAGUUUUCUUCGACUGGGGACCAAAUUUGGCGCGUCACUUGACGUCGUUCCUGGCCUUUUGGCCAAGGCAAAGGAGUUAAAUCUCAACGUGAUAGGAGUGAGCUUUCACGUGGGAAGCAGCUGCUACGAUCCCUCUACUUACGAGGACGCCAUCAAGCGUUCUCGGGAGGCAUUCGACAUGGGCAAGAGGGCUGGAUAUAAGUUCAGCUUGCUUGAUGUCGGUGGAGGAUUCGAAGACGCCCAAUUUGAGACAGCAGCUAUUGUGUUGACAGAAGCCAUUGAUCGGUACUUCCCUGAUCGAGGCGACAUCAGGGUGAUUGCGGAACCUGGACGGUUUUACGUAUCGAAAGCGUUCAGCCUCGCCGCGAAUAUCAUUGCCCGGCGGGCUCCGAUGGCCGAAUUUCAACCGGAGUGCUCGAACCUAGAUUUAGAAUGUGAUCAACCCAGCGUCAUGUACUACAUCAAUGAUGGUGUGUAUGGCGCGUUCAACUGCAUUAUGUUCGACCAUCAAACUGUGCACCCUUACGUUCUUUCUUUGAACGGAUCUUUCCACAUUGCUGCUGCGGAGGCAUUGGCACUGAGCAGCGUCUGGGGGCCGACGUGCGAUUCUCUUGAUUGCGUGUGCAAAAGGGUCGAGCUGCCCAGUGGACUGGAAGUGGGGGACUGGUUGGGGUUCGACAACAUGGGGGCAUACACUAUGUGCGCGUCGAGCCAGUUCAAUGGGUUUGAGCGGAGCAAGGUGAUAUACACGACGGGAGGGGCGGGGGGUGCGGAGGUGAAGAAGGUUCUUGGCGAGUUUGGAGGACAGGGACACGGACAGGGAUAGUGGUCUGACAGUAGAUACGGGUAGAUGAGUAUUCCGUGUAUAUAUACAUUGACACAUGGAAGUGGAUGGAGAGUGCCGAAAUGGGAGUGUUAUGAGAGGAUGACGAGAAUGGAAAAAAUGGCC
Molecule: messenger RNA, 1629 nt
Organism: Serpula lacrymans var. lacrymans S7.9
Lineage: Eukaryota; Fungi; Basidiomycota; Agaricomycetes; Boletales; Serpulaceae
Exons: 3
Coding region: 1-1506 (501 amino acids)
Cellular component (GO): cytoplasm
Molecular function (GO): ornithine decarboxylase activity
Source: RefSeq, a predicted model, not a curated record